AUGGCCACCGAGGCGGAGGAACGCCGGGUUGAGGCGCGGGCGCUGAUCCAGCAGGAUGCGGAGGAGGUUGAGGAUGCCGUGCACGAGACCCAUCUGCACCAGCUGCGCCAUCGACAGUCAUUGCUGAAACGGGGUCCCUUGCUCAAUGCUGUUCAAAUGAAUGGGCUCUACAACGACAGCAAGACCUUUGUUGACCGACCUUUGCUGCGCGAGUAUGUCACCCUUGAUCGUUUGGCCCGCAAUCCUUACCGGCUUGCCCUGGUGUGUUCAGGCUUUGAGCAGCCCAAACUAGCCCGCGUUCAUAUUGCUUUGAUUGGGUGGUGUAGUCCAGAAGACGUCCUCAAGGCCUUUCAAGAACUUGGCGACGGUUAUUCCAUGGCCGAGUUGAAGCAGUUUGUUGACGACAACUUUGACCAAGCAGGCAUCGACCUCUUGCCACAUUCGCCUGCCGACUGGCCGGAAACAUUGCCGUUUUAUGGCCAGAUUAGAGACGCCAAACUUGCCAACUGGGCGUCAGGCGUCCAUGCCAUCUGGAACAAGCUGGGCCGCAAGACAGACCCCAGCAUCAAUGCUACUCAGGAACGACACACGCUCUUAGCAUUGCCCUACCCCUUUAUCGUGCCCGGUGGCCGCUUUCGUGAGCAAUACUACUGGGACACCUACUUUAUUCUCCGUGGCCUUGUCCUCUCGGGCAUGUAUCAGAGCGCUCAGAAUGUCGUGCGCAAUUUCUUGACUGUCCUUCAGCAAUUUGGCUUUGUCCCCAACGGCAUGCGAGUGUACUAUCAUACACGAAGCCAGCCCCCGCUGCUCACCCCCAUGGUCAUGCUUCUGGAUGAAGCGAAUCCCGACACCGAUUUUUUGCGUCUUGCCGCACCUUUGCUUGCGAUGGAACGAGAUUUUUGGACCCUGCCGGCCUGCUCAACCUUGUCCACAGUGGCGGCUUGCUCCAACUACAGUCACACAGUUUCAGUAUCGGGCGCCAGCGGCCAAACCCAUUUUCUGACCCGCUAUUUUGCCAACACCACCCUGCCGCGUCCCGAAUCUUACCUUGAGGACGUCAAUCUCGCUCAGAACGCAUCUGACAAGGCGACCCGCGAACAACUUUACCGCGACGUUGCCACAGGCGCUGAGACCGGCUGGGACUUUUCGUCUCGGUGGUUUGCCGACCCGAUGCGCAUGGAAACCAUUCGUACGAGUCACGUCGUGCCGGCCGACCUCAACGCCAUCAUGGUCAUCGUGGAUCGGCACCUGGCCACCAUUGCUGAUCGCGCGUGGGCGCCUGUGCAGCUCAUGCUGAUUGAAGGACUGGAUCGGGUAAAUACGCCUUUUGCAAAGUCGCUGGCCACCACGCUAGCCUGUCGAUGGCUGCGCUCCAAUUAUCAAGGUUGGGUCUCCUCGACUGCCAUGUUCGAAAAGUACAAUGCCUUCCAUCCAGGACAAUCAGGAUCUGGCGGUGAAUAUGUUCCUCAAGCAGCGAUCAAGGCAAAUCGUCGACGCAAGAAGGCGGCAAAAUUGGAGGGGGCCAAACAACGGGCCAAAGAGCGGGCCAACUUGGCAGCUUCAGCUGCCCUGACGCCGUCUCCAGCCGCUGCAUCACAUCUCUCAAGGCUCGAUGCGUCUGACACUUCGGCGUCCGACGAUGCUGAAGCACCGGGCCCUUCGACUAUGCUCGAUUUUGGUCUGCUCAUUGAUCAGGCGCAGCGCAGCAAAGCGCUCGAGCAGAGUGGCAAAAAGACAUCAUCUCAGCGAGGUAUCACAGGCGGCAAGAAGCGUCCCGGUGCCAAUGGCAAUCCAGCCAACCAGCAAAGCCCACUGGGCGCGAGGGUCAAUCAGCUGGAUGCCACCGCACCAACCCGACGUCGUGGCAAGGUAUGUCUGUGUUUGAACGUGCUUCUACAACUACGGGCAUCCACGGCUCUCAUUGGACACGCACCACAGGAGCGUGCCGUGCGCAAGGAGAAGAAGCCCAGUCAAAUGCGCCAACUCAUGAAGGAGGAGCAGACGGCCCGCCGUCGAGCUCACGACGAAAACGUUACGGGCGCAUCUUCAAGCGGUAGUAUUAUGCCCGAGUCAAGAGCACAGAUACCAGCCGAUCCGCCGUCAUCGCCGAGUCCCGAGGGGGAAGGCAAGUCGCACAGCUCUGAACCAUCCACGGUCAAAGGUGUGGACGACCCAGAGGCCUUAUCUUCAUUAACGGCCGCAGUGUCCACCUCAUUGACCUUGGACGAGAGCAAAUCAGAGCCACCUCAACGGAAGCUCACAUCGCCAACGUCUGCAAGAACGAUGCCUGCCCUUGAGUCCAACUUCUUUCCUAACCGUGCACCCCGCCUAUUUAGUAAUAACUUCCGAGAGUGCGUGUCUGCUCUCCUCUGCAAACGCGUUUGUUCACAUCAUGGCCGUUGCCUGUCGUGCCUUCGCAUCGCGCUGUGGUUUGGUUUCUUUUCAUCUCUCAAUCCUCUGCAAACUAGAUAUUGUGAUCAUGCUUUAGACCCCGAGGUCGAUGAGACCGUCAAACAGUUGCUCAAAGACAGCAUGCGGUUCUAUAAUCGUGCUGUUGAGAAGAAUCCGAUGAAUGCCAAGGCGCGAAGACGCUUGGUACUUGGGGCCAACGAGUGCCAUCGCAAGUUGGCGUUGGGAAAAGUCAAGCUGCUUCUGGUUGCACCCGACCAGCAGCGAACCAACGUUCCAGGUCUGUUUGUGCGGGCAGUGCACGCAUGUCGAGUUGUGGUGCAGUUGUCUUUCAUCAUUUUUUCAUUUCGAGCGUGA
Monosiga brevicollis MX1 is the source of this 2766-nucleotide messenger RNA. RefSeq lists its product as uncharacterized. The record is from RefSeq and is a predicted model, not a curated record. NCBI's taxonomy places the organism in Eukaryota, Choanoflagellata, Craspedida, Salpingoecidae. Gene Ontology annotation, biological process: trehalose catabolic process. The transcript has 9 exons. Bases 1 to 2766 code for a protein of 921 amino acids. Gene Ontology annotation, molecular function: alpha,alpha-trehalase activity.